AUGAGGUAAAAAUGCAUUUUUAUAUUAGCUCUAUGCUUGAUUAUACCUUCUUUGACAAAAGGAUAAACAACUUUAAUUGAAGAUUAGUAUUACACUGAUUGUGUUCUAUCUAUGGACGCUAAUUAUAAUAAUUAGCUUUGGGUUAAAAUCGAUAAAACUACUUAAUCUCCUGUUUCCUUUAUGAAUUGCAUCAACAUUUGCUAAAAUAAUCCUCCUGAUGUUUUAUAUUUAUUAGGUCUUUUUGAUAAAUCAACAAAAAUCAAAAGAAAGAUUGAGAUUUUUUAAAAGCACUCAUAGCUAUAAUUUAAUAUAAAAUUAAUGUAGAUUGACAGAUGGAAUGUAGGAGAAUAAUUUAAUAUUUAUGUUGAUGGAAAAAAUGCCGCAACAUGGACUUUUACUUAACCAAGCAAUUAAGAUUUUUGUGGGAUGAAGGGAACUCUUCCAAUUUAGUAAGAUACUCAAGUAAAUUUGAGUUUUUCUGUACCUCAUAUUACCAAUAUUGUAGAAGUUAUCAUAGAUACAACAAUGAUCGGAAAUGGUUAAUGGGGUUUGCAAAGUUUUGUCAUGAGCAGUUCGACUUGUGUAAGUGGGGAUUGCUUAAAUAUGUAGGCUCUAACUUUCGAUUUGUAGGCUUUUGAUCGUUAUGAUUUACCAGACAAUCAAAGAUUUUAGGUUGUUUUGAGUUUUAAUUAACCUUUUGUAUUUUCAUAAGGUACAUUUGCUUCUAAUACAAAUUUUUCAAUAUGGGAAAUAGACUCAUCAGGUUAUUCUACAAAUGUAUAGCAGCUUAAUACUACCUCAUAUGUUAUUUACUUGAACCUUUAAACUACUAUACGAGAAAACUAUUUUAAUUUAACUUUUAUCACUCCUUAAUAUGUAAGAGCUGUAUCAACUUAUGACACUAUUGUUAAUACAUAUAAUGCAUCUGUAUUGCUUCCAACAUACUUUUAUUAUUCACCUUCAACGAUAAGUAGUAGUUAAAACAUAGCUUUUGCAGUUUGGAUUCUAGGAAUAGUUCUAACAAUAAGUCUAAUACCUUUAAUUUUGUACAAAUAAUUUGAGGUUGUGGCUUAUACUUACUAUGUGCAUUAAAUGAUCUACUACUAUUCAUUCAGCUAGAUUAGAAUGCCAUAUAAUAUUGUCCAGUUUUUUGAGAGUUUCAAAGUAUACAAUUUUGACUUUUUACCUAACAUAUUUAAGCUAGCUAUUGAUUAAAAUACUACAUAUGGAUAUGUUUAUUAAUUUAAAACAGACUCGCUGUUCCUUAAGAAUGCUGGGUAUUUGUACACCCUUUUCAUAAUUUUUUUGAUUGUCUAUUUCAUAGUAAAAUUAUUUUCUAUGGAAAAAUUCAUGAAAAUAAAAAGAAUACAAACAGUCAUGAAAAGUAUUCUUUAGAAUGUUUUUGAAUGGAACCUAUUUCUUGAAUAUUCCUUGCUCUGCUUUAUGCAUUUACUUUUUGCUAUCUUUUUACAGUUUUUUGAUCUGCAGUUUGGUUAUCCAGUCUGCUACUUCAGUUUUUUACUAUGUUUAAUAUCAAUUAUAUUGAUUGUUAUUUAGCUCAUCUAUUUAGUGAAGUUUAUUUACAAAAACAAGUAAAAGAUUUUAGAAGAAGAUGCAAAAAUUGAAACAUAAUUUGGUGUUCUAUGGUAAUCUCUAAAAAAAGAUUCUUUCUAUUUCUAGACAUGCUUUAAUAUGCUUCUUAUAUUUAGAAGACUCAUAUUUAUAGCUAUAGCUACCUUCUUAAGCAGUUUUGUUUAUGUUUAAUAUGAACUCUAUAACAUUUGCAACUGUUGCAUCAUGUUCUUAGUGGCUAUAUAUAAACCAUAUGUUUAGCAAAGAAAUAAUUUUAAAGUUUUUAUAAGUGAAUUGCAAUUAGUUAUAAUUCAGGCAAUGAUUUAAAAUUUUGGAAAAGAUGAAGGUAAUGAUGAAGAUAGUAGAGUUAAAUUGGGAUGGUUUAUGAUAUCUUAGAUUCUUUUAUUAAUCACUAUGCAUUAUGUUUUUGUUGGUUAUGAAAUAGCUCGUUAUGCUAAAUUUUGGUUCAUAAAACAAAUUAGUGAUGCUGAAGAAGAAUUUAAAUAAAAAAUAGAAAAGGCUGCAGAAGAACAAAAAAAACUAUUAGGAUAAGAAAAUAAUGAAAAUAAUUAAGAAAAAAAUAUAAUUAAUGGAAUCAGCUUUGCUGUUGAAGAUAAUCUUAACCAUCGAAGAAGACGUAAGAGUAGCAGAAGCAGUAAUUUUAUUGAAAUACUAAGUAAUAGCAAUAAAAAUAUUGGAGAAAAUGAAAAAGCAAACAAGAGUCAAAGCUAAAUUAAUGAUAUAUAAACUAUUAAGUCUGAAUUCUAAGAUAAUUUAUCAAGAUAAAGGCAGAGGGAACCGAGUAUAGUUGUCUUCUCUAAAAUAGCGAAUGAGGAUCAGCAUAUUUAACCGAUUCUAAAAAAACCAACUUUCUAAAAAAAAGUAACUCUAAAUAAUAACGAAGCUGUAAAUUAGAUCUAAGAUUAAAGCCAUGAUAAUAAAAUUUCCUAACCAAACCUCAAUGAAUCAAAAGAAGAAGAUGGAAUAUAGCAAAGAAAUAAAAUAAAUCCUGGAAAUACUGAUGACAAACAUAUGAGACAUAAUAGGAGAAAAAGAAAUAAUACAUAUAUAUCAUAGGUUUCAGUAAAAUCAAGAAAAUCAAUCUAAGGAUUUGAAGAUAUUAGUAUGGUAUAAUUGCAGCCAGAAGUUUAAAAUGAGAAAGAAGAAUAUGCUAACUUAAGAAGGUUUAAAGCCUAGUCAGUAUAAUAAAUGUAAUUGAGAUACUCUGAAUAAAUCAGUGGUCAGCCUACUUCUCAAACAAAUAUUAAUACACAUAAUAGAAAAAGACACAGAACAAAUUCAAAAGUAUUUUAAGAAGUUGGAGUUGAGUAGCAACACAGCUCAAGAACAAUUGUAAUUAAUCCUAAAGAGGGUAAAGAUUCUUCUAUUGUAAAAUAACCAGAGAAAUUAUCAAAAACUGAAAAAACAGAAGAAUAGUUAUCAUCUUAAGAAAAUGUUAAAUAAAAGUUAAAAAAAAAAAAAACUAAGGGUGUUAGAGUGGACUCUAGCUAAUUUUAAAAUAUAUUCUCCUAAUUAGAUAGCGAUAAAUGA
Messenger RNA from Tetrahymena thermophila SB210, 3123 nucleotides. Its product is annotated as transmembrane protein, putative. NCBI's taxonomy places the organism in Eukaryota, Ciliophora, Oligohymenophorea, Hymenostomatida, Tetrahymenidae. The transcript is spliced from 3 exons. The record is from RefSeq and is a predicted model, not a curated record.